Molecule: messenger RNA, 786 nt
Organism: Cucumis sativus (cucumber)
Lineage: Eukaryota; Viridiplantae; Streptophyta; Magnoliopsida; Cucurbitales; Cucurbitaceae
Product: peptidyl-prolyl cis-trans isomerase 1-like
Biological process (GO): protein folding; protein peptidyl-prolyl isomerization
Cellular component (GO): cytosol; plasma membrane
Molecular function (GO): peptidyl-prolyl cis-trans isomerase activity
Source: RefSeq, marked validated
GAAAUUUCGGAACUCACAGAAACAAUCCAAAAAUGCCAAACCCUAAAGUUUUCUUCGACAUGACAAUCGGCGGCACACCGGCCGGCCGGAUCAUCAUGGAGCUCUACGCCGAUGUCACUCCCCGCACCGCCGAGAACUUCCGUGCACUCUGCACUGGUGAGAAGGGAGUCGGCAAAGGCGGCAAACCCCUUCAUUACAAAGGAUCCUCCUUCCACCGUGUGAUCCCUAAUUUCAUGUGCCAGGGAGGUGAUUUCACCGCCGGAAAUGGUACAGGAGGUGAAUCAAUCUACGGAGCCAAGUUCGCCGAUGAGAACUUCAUCAAGAAGCACACCGGCCCUGGUAUUCUAUCCAUGGCGAAUGCUGGACCUGGAACCAACGGAUCUCAGUUCUUCAUUUGCACCGCUAAGACCGAUUGGCUCGAUGGUAAGCACGUUGUGUUCGGUCAAGUCGUUGAGGGUAUGAAUGUGGUAAAAGACGUUGAGAAAGUGGGUUCGAGCUCUGGAAGGACCUCGAAACCGGUUGUCAUUGCCGAUUGUGGCCAGCUCUCUUAGAUUAACAGAUGCUAGCUCCAUCGCCGUUGUCUGCACCGGCGCAAUCGUAUCUAAGAUCAAUUUCCUAUUUGCGUGUGUUGUUUUUAACUUCUGCGAAUAUGGGUCUGUGUGAGUCUCCUUUUUUAGGCUAUUAUGGGUCAUGGUUUAUGCUACUUCAUGAGUUUAUAUGCAUCUGCCAUGUUAAAUGGCGGUUUCGCAAUGGAUUAUUAAUAAUACAUGGCUGUCUUUUAACUCA